GGGUGACGGAGGUAACUGAGGAAGAGUCUGCCUGGCUUCUACGGCGUCAAUCCGUACAAACAUCCACGCAAGGACUCCACCUUCCCUCCCGCUCCUCCUCUAGAGUUGUUCCAACUCCUUUCGUCCUGGUAUUUCUUCAGCGGCUUCCGCAUGACUCACGUCUAAAUAAGAUAGCCGCCUGAGCCUUUGCGAGCCUAUAUGACGUCCUCCUACACUUCACACCAUCGCAUACUUUGUUUUUUCGUUUACCAGCCUCCAAGACCCCCGCGGUCGUCUCCUUUGACUCUUCGUCACUCGAGAGGACCACCGAACCAUUAUCAAGACUCGAUUUUUCCACCAUGAUUACGAAUAAUCGAGACUAUUCGCCUUCGAAUCUACCGCUAAUACCCUCUUCACCUCAGUUGGGUCCCAAGGAAGCACCCUUCUCCCUCCCGACAAUCACCGAAAUAAUUAGCCCCUUGAAUCAUGAUGGUUCUGGGCAGGACUCGCGGCAGUACGCCCCACACCCUUUGUCAACGACAGAAGCGUAUCUUCGCCCAUCGCAGAGGUUCAAAGGUGGUGGAGACUUGAAACCUCCGGAGCAUAUGCUCCGUCGUAAAACCCCAAGUGGGAUAUUGCCAGCUGCAUACGAUGGCACUUCAGUGGAACAAACGGCGAGGCCGCACGCUACGAAGCACAUCUUACUCGACGCGACAACUGCUGGGACAGGCGAGCCAUAUAGACAAAGACAGGAGCUUCCGCUAAGGUCGGCACCAAUCGAUCACCUUGCACCUGGGCCUCAGUAUCAAAGUCCAGACUGGAGCCCUUCCUUGUAUUUCGAGACGGGCUCGGGCCGCGUCUCUGGCCAUCCUUAUAAGCCAACCUACGAUGCUCACCAAUAUACGGGCCAGUGGGUGCCUCAAGAUUCCGUGCUGUACCCGAACCCACCCCUCCAAUAUGCGUUCCAAUAUGCGCCACAAUCUUUUCCGUACGGUCCGACCGGUCUUGGUGCUAUGGAACCAUUUCGCAAUCUAGGUCCUACUGUUUCGAACGUCCAGGUUCCCUACGGUCCCUAUUGGCAUGAUGGUACAUAUAGGCCCUAUGAACCCGCAGCACUGCGCCAGCCACAUUAUUACACUCCUCUGAAUUCUAACCAGCUAAAUUCACCAUUCUACACUGCGCAAAAUCCAUGGAUUGGACAGUCAAACGGACCAGCACCUCUUCAGCAAACUGUGCAGUCUCCAUCAGCAUUUUGGGGCCUUUCCGCUCUCCCUCCACUGAGUUCACCACCAUUUAUACCCCCACUCCAUGAGCAGUCAUCUCUGGUAUCUUCGGGCAGUCCACAACUGGCAUUUGCUCAGUUCCCACGUCCCCAAGAUACCCAGACCAAGGAGCGAGUGUUCUCCUGGGCACAUACAGUCUACAUUGAUUUGCUCAAGUAUCUGCAGGCAACUCGUAAGGUGAAUCCAAAGGGACAGCAGCCUCGACCGCACGUUUACCCUAAACCCCCUCGACAAUCCGCUCUUUCCGACUCCGCCUUUGCCAACUCUUCAAAUGGUGGUGAUAUGACGCCAACAAUUCGAAGAGACAGCAUCCGAUAUGGCGAAUCAGGGCCCCGGAUUGAUAGGGUGGAUUCUAUUGCGACCAAGAUGUCGGAGGGUUUCGGUUUGCAUCCACAGGGCAACUAUCAGCGCUCCAAUUCCCUGCAUGUGUACCAUCCAGGUCCUGCAAAUAUCAAUGUCAAUGUAGGGCAGGCUCUGUCCCACGAGGCAGGUAAUAUUAACCCGUAUCCACAUGGACGCCCACUUGCCCGUCAGCUACGCAGAACUUCGGGAACCUCUAUUGCUGGGUGGAACCAAAUCUUCCAACCGGAGCCGCUGAGCACGACCGCUGCUCGAGCCUUGAGUAUGAUCGAGAAGUUUGUUGAGGAGAGCAAUUGGACCUGGAGAGACGGGAUACUCUUAGGCGGAUGCCUUGCGUACGGUCUAGGAGAUUUCCAGAAGGCACAUGCGUGGUACAUGAGAAUCCUGGAGACCGAUCCUAAUCAUGUUGAAGCAAUCUCGAACCUCGCCGCCACUUGCCUUGCCCUCAAGCAAGUACGGGAGGCCGAGGCGUACUGGAGAAGGGCGACGGAACUACGUCCCAGCUAUUUCGAAGCCGUGGAACAUCUCGUUGGACUGCUGUGCGGGGACAAUAGGCCCCGCGAGGCUGUACAGCUUAUUGAAAAGGUUGAAGCGGCUCUGAAGCCAACACGACGGUCUUCCCAUCCGACGUCAGCUGGCAGUGAGGCGCAAAGUGUUUCGUCGGAUCGACCUUUCUUUGAGAAUGAAGUUGGCAGCGACGCCGGCCGGUCAGAAUUCGCACUCCACAGCGACCAGCCAGGAUUUGGAAGCAGCGGUUACAACAUUCCUGGAUCAGAGAACGGCCGCAUUCUCGCCUUGGUCCAUGCGAAGGGCAACCUACUCUAUGGUAUGGGAGAUAAUGCGGGCGCUGCCGAAGCGUUUGAAACCGCCAUCCUGAUCGGAGCAGGACGUCAUUCGUACAAAUCAGACGGAAUCCAAGGCCUCAUUAAGCACAUCCUCUCCGUUGUUGGCUACAAUGCGAAUGAGCGCUCUCCAGGCGGUGGUCUUGUUCCGCCCUCCAACGAUCCCGUCCUGCUACCGCCUCAGCACGCUCUCCACACUGCAUCGCUCUGCUUUCCUCCAAAGGGUGAAUUGCCUGGACUCCGAUACGUGGCCGAAGGUGUGGCUUGGAAAGCGGCCGUUUCGACUACCAGUAACUCGCUCUUGUCUCUGGCCAAGAUCUUCCAGGAUGGGAUGGCAGUUAACUCACCGAGGGCGUCGGCAUACCACUCCAUAUAUGGUGUCAGAGAAAUACUCGCAUUAUAUUACCUGUCAUUCUCGCUACAGCAGAGUCCCUCGACAGCAAAUAAUGUCGGCAUACUUCUGGCCAGCGUUCAACAGUCGGCGCGCUCGAGAUAUGUAUCACGCCCCGAUGAUCAGCAGUCUCUUGGGAUCCCCGGGUUGGUUCCAGGAAGUGGCGUUGCGUUGGCAUUGGCUUACUAUAACUACGGCCUUCUUAUUGAUAGCCGCCAUGCCCAUUUGUAUACGAAUCUGGGAAGCUUGUUGAAAGAUAUUGGUCAGCUGGAUGUUGCAAUUUCGAUGUAUGAAAAUGCCGUUCGCUGCGAUGGCAACUUCGACAUCGCCCUCGCCAAUCUCGCGAACGCUGUUAAGGACAAAGGUCGGAUAAGCGACGCUAUCGGUUAUUACAGGAGGGCUGUGCAGGCCAAUCCAGACUUCGCUGAGGCCGUAUGCGGGCUUGCUAAUGCGCUCAAUUCGGUCUGUGACUGGCGUGAAAGAGGCGGAAUUGCAAAUGAUGGUGGUUCUAGGGAUCGCUGGCAUGUUGACGCCAACGGAAUGCUGCUGGAUGCUAGGCUACCCGGCGCUUCCAGUUCUGGCUGGAUCAAGCGGGUCGUGGACCUUGUUGAGAAGCAGCUCAUUGAAGGAGAAGUAUGGGGCCGUGGAAUCAUGGACGACGCCUUCUUGACGAGCAUCCUACGGCCAUUGGUCAUAGGAAGUGGCCGGGGGAACGAAGAUGACAUUCAAGCCCGAACAGAAACCCUGCAGCGAACAAUUGCCCUUUGGCGUGACCAGAGAUGGGAAGGCGCUCGGCUCAUGCGCCUCUAUGAACGCGCUAUCAGGAGGUUAGGAUGGCAGUGGUACCAUGAUCGAAAAGACCACAAGGAGCGUGAUGCUGAGGCUUACCAACGGCCUAUACUUCCUUCGGCCCUCACAGUUCCUGCCGCCCCGACCGUUCUACCUUUCCAUACUUUCACCUGCCCGAUGUCAGCGAAGCAGAUCCGUAUGAUCUCUCAAAGGAACGGACUUCGGAUCUCGUGCUCAACAUUCAAGUCACCCUGGAUGCCGCGCACAGUGUAUCCGCCCCCGCCACCACCUAUGCCCGUUCUUAAUGUCGGAUAUGUAUCGUCGGACUUCAACAACCAUCCCCUUGCCCAUCUGAUGCAAUCCGCUUUCGGACUUCACGAUCCGACGCGCGUGAAAGCAUUCUGCUAUGCGACAACGGCGAGCGAUGGAUCCAUACAUAGACAGCAGAUCGAGCGAGAGGCACCCGUUUUCCGCGACGCUCAUCUUUGGUCUCCGGAUCAGCUGGUUAACAGAAUUGUUGAGGACGAGAUUCACAUACUUGUCAAUUUGAACGGUUACACCAGAGGUGCGAGAAACGAGGUAUUUGCUGCACGUCCUGCACCCAUUCAGAUGUCCUUUAUGGGUUUUGCUGGGACCCUGGGCGCUGAGUGGUGUGACUAUCUGCUCGCAGAUCAUACGUCAAUACCACCGGCCACACUUCGGCCCUGGCGGCGUAAUGUUGAUAUGGAGGACUUGUUGCACGAAGAAGACGAUGACAACGACAAUUGGGUGUAUGGGGAGAACAUCAUUUUCUGCAGAGAUACCUUCUUCUGUUGCGAUCAUAAACAAAGCGCGCCCGAUGCGAGACAGCAAUUGGGCUGGGAAGAAGAGCAAGAGAGGAGAUGGGCCAUGCGAAAGGAAAUCUUCCCACACUUAUCGGACGAGGUCAUCAUCUUUGGGAACUUCAACCAAUUGUACAAGAUCGACCCGACCACCUUCCGCACAUGGCUCCGAAUCUUAGAACGCGUACCCAAAGCUGUUCUCUGGCUCCUCCGCUUCCCAGACCUAGGCGAAACCAACCUUCGUCGUCAAGCUCUCCAAUGGGCUAGCCCAGACGUCGCCAACCGCAUCAUAUUCACAGACGUGGCCCCAAAACAUCAACAUAUAUCCCGCGCGCGUGUUUGCGAUCUCUUCCUCGACACGCCCGAAUGUAACGCCCAUACCACCGCUGCGGAUGUUGUCUGGUCCGGCACCCCUCUGCUCACGCUACCGAGAUACGAAUACAAAAUGUGUUCACGCAUGGCAUCAUCGAUUCUCAAAGGCGCGCUGCCGAAGAACGAAGAAGGCACGCGCGCUGCUAAGGACCUCAUUGCUAGCAACGAAGAAGAGUAUGAAGAUAUGGCUGUCAGACUCGGCACGUCCUGCCAGUAUGUCGGCCAUCGGCUCCAAGGCAGAUUGGGCAUGCUUAGGAAGCUGCUUUAUGAGUCCAGGACAACGAGUGCAUUGUUUGACACGAGGAGAUGGGUUAGGGAUUUGGAAGAGGCUUAUUCAAUCGCUUGGAGUAGGUGGGAGGAAGGAAAGGGCGGAGACAUUUGGCUGGAACCUCGUCGGAGUUAGUGGCUUCGAGGAGAUGAUCUGGUCACAAGAGGAGUUGGCAUCGCUUCUCCACUCCAAGUUUUCAACAACAUCGAAAAUGCCUUUCAU
Messenger RNA from Westerdykella ornata, 5327 nucleotides. RefSeq lists its product as uncharacterized. The record is from RefSeq and is a predicted model, not a curated record. Gene Ontology annotation, molecular function: protein binding; glycosyltransferase activity. The transcript has 2 exons. The coding region runs from base 339 to 5240 and encodes 1633 amino acids. Lineage: Eukaryota; Fungi; Ascomycota; Dothideomycetes; Pleosporales; Sporormiaceae. Gene Ontology annotation, biological process: protein O-linked glycosylation.